AUGUUUAAGCUUAUAUUCAAAAAGUUUGUCUUGCGAUCUGCUAAAAGGCAAGAUGUUUAUAGUUACAAGCAUUAUAAGCCUCUUGACAACGAGAAAAUGAAAGCCACGGAACCGCCACACGAUGUGAAGAAAGGGCAGUUUGCGGUAAUCGCAACUGAAGGAGAUGUAGCCAACAGGUUCGUAGUUGAAUUGGAUUGUCUUAAUAAUAAUCCUGCCUUCUUGAAACUGUUAGAGAAAGCGGAGGAAGAAUUUGGGUUUAGACAAGCUGGAGUUCUUAGUUUACCUUGUAAACCAGAUGAGCUCGAGAGGGCUUUAGGUAGUAGAAGAAAAUAA
Papaver somniferum (opium poppy) is the source of this 333-nucleotide messenger RNA. RefSeq names its product auxin-responsive protein SAUR50-like. Lineage: Eukaryota; Viridiplantae; Streptophyta; Magnoliopsida; Ranunculales; Papaveraceae. Gene Ontology annotation, biological process: response to auxin. The record is from RefSeq and is a predicted model, not a curated record. The transcript has a single exon. The coding region runs from base 1 to 333 and encodes 110 amino acids.